UAUACGGCUACAGGGAAGAAUUUCUUCCUCCAUUGUUACAUUGUAACAAACGGGGCCGGGGCGAAACGGGGAGAAAAGACGUCUUCUCGUUCGGACAUUUGCAACAUUUCGACAAUAACUACAAAAGAAAACCCCAAAAAAAGCCUGCCCGCUUUAACGCGAGAAGAUAACGAAGUAAGCACCGCCGACUGGAGCCGCCCCGGUGAGAGGAAAAAAAAAAAAAGAUAAACCAACACAGAUGUCAGCGGAUUUCUCCAUCGCAAGCUUUCCAAGAUAAGACAAUUCAUUCGGCUGUUUAAAUAAUUCAAGCUGCACCGAAAAUGAGUGGAAAUAAGUGGCAGCUAAUCAUAUGACGCCCCUUUCCGUUCUCUUUAAAUACAGAGGCAUGCUACAUUUAACUAAAGCCGCAGGUCUAACAGGCAGUGUGUAGAACAAUGAGCAUGGAGCCUAAGUAGCCUUAUUAUAGUCAGAUGAAAGUGUGAGAGCAAAUUGACAGCCACGCAAGAAUUCAGCCAGGUCUCCACGGUUGCAGUCCGGAUCUUUAAUUCGGGGUUCUUUGGUUAUUUGGCACAAGUCAUCUGAAAGGGCGUUGAAAGAUUGAUGUGCUGUACACAUUGGAAAGAGAAAACAACCAACGAGCUGCUUGGAUUAGGGUCCCUGUUUCUGCCCCAGAGAGCGAGUUUCCAUGGAGGCAGCUUCGCCCCUCAGCCUCAAACGCAGAUAUGAAGAGGUGGACAACGGCUCUCCAUUCUCUACACCUAAAGACUCCGACGAUGACAUCUCCAGCAGUGACAGCGUCGACAGCUGCGACAGCCUCAACCCCCCUUCCAGCGCUGCAUUCACCCGUAAGGAGCCACAGAAGGCACAAGCCACCUCCAUCCUUAGGCAGCACAAGCCGUCACCGGGGGGGAAGCGGGUACGUUUCGACGUGGUGACGGUGUACUACUUCCCCCGGCGGCAGGGCUUCACCAGCGUGCCCAGCCAGGGCGGCAGCUCCCUGGGCAUGGCUCGCCACCACUCCUCCAUCAGACACUACACGCUGGGAGAGUUCGCUCGUGAGCAGGAGACGAGCCACCGACACACUUUACGCCAACACCUGCGUCAGGAGAAGCUCAACGCCCGCAAGAUGAAGCUGACGAGAAACGGCACAGUGGAGUGCGCUCAGGCUGACCUGCUGACCCUGGAGGACGUCUCAGACGAGGAUCUGGACGUGGACGGCGUGGAGGUGGAUGACUGUUUCUUCCUCCAGCCGCUGCCCACGAAGCGUCGCCGAGCCCUCCUGCGAGCGUCUGGUAUCGCCCGCAUAGACGCUCGGGAGAAAGCCGAGCUGAGAGCCAUCAGGGUGUCGAGGGAGGAGUGCGGCUGCGACUGCCGCCUGUACUGCGACCCGCGCCACUGUGGCUGCAGCCAGGCUGGUAUUAAGUGCCAGGUGGAUCGAAUGGCUUUCCCGUGCGGCUGCUCUCGGGACGGCUGUGGUAAUGUAGCGGGACGCAUCGAGUUCAACCCUCUCCGCGUCAGAACUCACUACCUGCACACCAUCAUGAAGCUGGACCUGGAAAAGAGGAGGAUGCUCAUACAAGGGAACGGGGAGCAGUACGCUGAAUCUGACCCGCUCUCCUCCCCUUCCUCCACCUGCCCCACCUCCCCAGACCUCUCCCCUGCCACCGGCCUGGACUCUGAGCUGGAGGAGAGCGAGGUGCAGACGGUGCUGGAGGUGCAGGAUCUCCUGGCAGAGCAGGACAUCCUGGAGCGGGAGAACGAGACGGCUGUGUUGCACCUGCAGAGUGCAGAGGAGCAGGAGAGGAGGGAGCGGGAGGAGGCCGAGGGGGAGGCAUUGCAGGAGCUGGAUGGAGGGCUUGCAGAGCAGCCUCUCUGCCUCCUGCCGGCUGCAAUGGGAGGAGAGCAGGAGGAGGGCGUGCCCGGUGUAGAGCAGGUCCUCCUGCAGGGGCCGUUUCCUACAGGGGCCACGGUGCUUUGCAUCACUGACAACCAGGAGGAGAGCCCCUCGGACCUCCUCAAAGACUCCUCCUCUCUGCUCUACUAUCAGCUCAGUCCCAUUGAGCCCGAAGCGUUCGAGACCCUGCACCGAGCGGAGAACGGCAAGCCGGAGACGUGCUUUGUGAGAGGAGCAGAGUCAGGGGGAGGGGAGUGUGACGAGAGGAAGCAACAAGAUGCAGAGGAGGAGAAGGUUGAUAACCCUGAAGAGAUCAUCUGCAGGGAGGGCUUGGGGAAAACUUUGACGAACGAGAUUCUGUGCUCAGAGCAACAUGUGGAGAUACGUCAGGAGAGACCCUCGAGUCCCCUGCAGAGCCUCCCCGAAGACCAGUGCCAACGGGGCUCCUGCAUGGAGGGAGGAGUAGCUCCACCUCCUCCUGAAGUCUAGAUCUCGCUUCGCUGCAGAUAUUUUGCACAACUGAUUCAUCUAAGAUGAAAAGAAAUAUGACACAUUUCACAUUAAUUACUGCUAUCAUGGAGAGAAUGAUUACAGGUUGCAAUCUUUAGUAGGAGAGUUUGAGUAUUAAUAUACACGAGAAAAGGGAGGAGGCUGAAAGCACAUACAGACCACUCCCCUGUAGUAAUAAGGAUGCAGUAACAAGGCAACAUUGUGCGUAGUUGUGUCGGGGGGUGAUGGAUGCGGCCUUAAAGGAAAACCCCCUCAGAACGUUUGUGUGUAGUUUGUCGACGAGGGAGCGCAGCAAGAAUUUCCAAUGCAGCAAGCUGAAAACACAGUUUGUGAAAGCUGACAUCAGCUUUUUUUUUUGUUUUUGUUUUUUUUUGUUUGGUGAGUUAUGAAGCUAUCGACACACUAAUCAAAAAAAAAAAAAAAAAAAAAAAAAAGGUUCUGCAGUGCACAGGAAGCUGAUAUGUUUGCGAAACGUUUCCGGCUCCAUUACAGCAAACGUGUGCUGCAGGAAAAGCCAAAUGAAGGCCUCUGAUAGAAUCCUCCGCUGAACAUAGACCUAAUAAUCCUGGAAAUACUUGUUUAUGUGUACUGUAUAUGCAUUUGUGCGAGAGAGGGAGAGAGAGAGAGAGAGAGAGAGCCGAAGUUGCUGCUUUUUUGAGCUGUAUGCACAUUACGAACUAAGCAUCAAGCAACUAAGAUCCGAGUGCUGCCGCUCUGCUGUCAUAAAGUUAAAAACCAACAUUAAGCAGCCGGCUAGCUGCGGUCUUAGUUGUUGCUCUCGCUCUCCUUAGGCGACUCCUGCAAAUGCGCCCCAUUUGUCAACAAAAAAACCUAGUUUACUUGUAGUUACAAUGCCUAUGAUAUUACUUAUAUUUCUUUGUGUCUUUUGUGGAUUAGAUACUGUUGGUUUGAAGUCCUGGCAGUCUGUUUUUUUUUUUUUUUUAUAUAUAUAUUGAGUGAAAGGAAAUGUGAUUCUUCUCCUGUUAACAUGAAACAUCUCCUCCAGUGAAAGGUGGAGGUGAUUCUAAUGAAGAAAUAUAGCAUUUAAAGAGUAAAGGAAAGUAGUUAUACAAAAGGACGAUGUGAUGUAACUAAUUUAUGAAGCAGAUUGAAGACAACCUGAAUUUGUAUAUUUUAUGUUCAACGUGUAAAAGUGUGCAUGUGUGAGUUUGAGCCUACUUUACAUCCGUGCAUCAUUUUGUGAGAGAGGAAGCUGUGUGUGUGCGUGCGUGUGUGUGUGUGUGUGUGCGUGUGUGUGUGUGUGUGUGUAUACGUACUGUACAAUGAAACAAAAAAAAGGGUGUGUCGUAGUGAGGAUACAUAUUUAAUCCCUGAAAGGUGCUGAUGUCACAGAUUUACACUUCACUGAUUUCCCUCCCUGCCAUCAUGAGAAACGGGAUUUCGUGGAGGUGUUUCUCGAUGACUGAAUGAAAAGUUCCCGUGUUAGAGAGCGUCUUGUAGGUACGCAAUAGCUACUGCACUGCUAAUCACUAAUGUGGAGAUUCUUGAAUACGUUUUUAUGUCAUUGAAAUGCAAUCGUAUGACUUUUUUUUUUUUAGUCUUUAAAUGUCUUUUUAAGUUCGACUGACUGAAGCUGAUCUGUGUAUGUGCGCCAACUCUUUUAACACUAAAUCAGUCCUUUUGUUUUGUGACCUACUAUUACUUUGCUUUUUGUAUAACACAGGAUGUGCUGCGAGCGUGAAUGAGACGUCCAUUUCUCUAUGCCUUUUAUUUUUUAUCACCUUAAUAUAAAUCUGCUUAACAAUUGCACCAAAGCAGUGGUUCCAAACCUAAUUAAAUGAUGCUUUCAUCCAUCAGAUGUGAACAAAGCAGUCUCCUGUAGUCAUUGUGAGGCUGUGGAUUUAUCGUGCUCAUGCUAACUUGCCUUGCUAUAGAGCCACCGUUGAAGCGGUGAAGAUUACAAGCUGCCUGUCGUUGAGCUUUCGUCCUUGGCUUUCCACUCAAAAGACUCUAGGUUUAGGACCGCACUGCAUCGAAACGGGACACCUUCUACACUUUGUGAUCGUGUGUUUGUCGGUGUGAACGGGCGCUGUGUGUGUG
Messenger RNA from Labrus mixtus (cuckoo wrasse), 4465 nucleotides. RefSeq names its product cysteine-serine-rich nuclear protein 2 (gene csrnp2). Bases 686 to 2383 code for a protein of 565 amino acids. Lineage: Eukaryota; Metazoa; Chordata; Actinopteri; Labriformes; Labridae. The record is from RefSeq and is a predicted model, not a curated record. The transcript is spliced from 5 exons. Gene Ontology annotation, cellular component: nucleus. Gene Ontology annotation, molecular function: sequence-specific DNA binding; DNA-binding transcription factor activity, RNA polymerase II-specific. Gene Ontology annotation, biological process: regulation of transcription by RNA polymerase II.